UAUCUGGUGUUGCUGCUCUUUAUCUUCCUGCUGGAAAUCACUGCAGGAAUCCUGGCUUAUGUUAACAACCAACAGUGUUUCCCUCUCUGCCACCAGCUGCAUGAUGAGCUCAGACUGAACCUAAAGUCCAACAUGCAGCAGAAAUACCAGCAGCCCGGCCAGCAGAGCAUCACACAGUCUGUCGACAAGCUGCAACAACAGUUUAAGUGCUGUGGGAGUCAGAACUUCUCUGACUGGACGGACAGUAAGUGGAUCCAGAGUGUCGGAAAUGAGCGGCUUGUUCCUGACAGCUGCUGUAAAACUCCCAGUGAACUCUGCGGUCGCAGAGAUCAUCCAUCCAACAUCUACAGGGUGGAGGGAGGAUGCAUUGAGCAACUAGAGAAUUUCCUCAGAAGCCAUUUGUAUAUUCUCGGGGCAGUGGGCGUUGGAAUAGCGUUUUUACAGCUGGUAGGGAUGAUGUUCACCUGUUGUCUUUGUCGAAACCUAAAGGAAGAUCUGUACUGAUGGUGGAAACGCUUUAAAGCUGCAUUUUUGCCUUUGUUUGAAUUAUGU
This is a messenger RNA of Cyprinodon tularosa, 552 nucleotides long. RefSeq names its product CD151 antigen-like. The transcript is spliced from 6 exons. Gene Ontology annotation, cellular component: membrane. Lineage: Eukaryota; Metazoa; Chordata; Actinopteri; Cyprinodontiformes; Cyprinodontidae. The annotation marks the transcript as partial. The record is from RefSeq and is a predicted model, not a curated record.